Manihot esculenta (cassava) is the source of this 1661-nucleotide messenger RNA. Its product is annotated as aldehyde oxidase GLOX. The transcript has a single exon. Bases 1 to 1656 code for a protein of 551 amino acids. The record is from RefSeq and is a predicted model, not a curated record. Lineage: Eukaryota; Viridiplantae; Streptophyta; Magnoliopsida; Malpighiales; Euphorbiaceae.
AUGACCUUUAACAUAAUCAAACUCCUCCUGCUUUCACUCCCAUUCUUCACCCUUCACUCCCCGGCGAUAUCCCAGAGGCCCGAUCACACCGCAUCGUCAUACGCCGGACGCCAUGGGGAGUGGACUCUAUUGCAGACAAGCAUAGGCAUAACAGCAAUGCACAUGCAACUCUUACAUGAUGACAAAGUUGUCAUCUUCGACCGUACAGAUUUCGGCAAAUCCAACAUUUCCCUUCCUGGUGGCCGCUGCCGGAAUGACUCCAAGGACCAGGCUCUGCAGGUAGAUUGCACUGCGCACUCCGUCCUCUACGACGUUGCCACCAACUCAUACCGUGCUUUAAUGGUCCAAACUGACACUUGGUGCUCUUCUGCUGCAGUUUUGGCUAAUGGAACCUUAGUUCAAACUGGUGGAUUCAAUGAUGGAGACCACGUGAUUCGUAUGUUUACUCCAUGUUUGAAUGGAAUCUGUGACUGGAUCGAGUUCAGAAACUAUCUGUCACAGAGAAGAUGGUAUGCAAGUGAUCAAAUCUUGCCGGAUGGAAGAAUUAUCAUUGUUGGUGGUAGAAGGCAAUUUAACUACGAGUUCUAUCCUUCUCGUUCUGGUACUUUUGAGCUUAGUUUUUUAAGGGAGACUUACGAUAAAAGCGAAGAGAACAAUUUGUAUCCAUUUCUGCAUCUCUUACCAGAUGGAAACUUGUUUGUUUUUGCUAAUACUCGAUCGAUAUUGUUAGAUUAUAAUCAAAAUCGUGUGAUCAGAGAGUUUCCUCGGAUUCCUGAUGAUGUUUCUCGUAAUUAUCCAAGCACAGGAUCCUCAGUUCUACUUCCUUUAGAUGAAAACAAUGGCAGGAUUGAAGCUGAAGUUCUGAUUUGUGGGGGUGCACGAAGGGGCUCAGAUCUACCAGCCAAGAGAGGAGUCUUUCUUCCUGCAAGUUCUACAUGCGGACGUCUGGUGGUCACUAAGCAAAACCCUAGUUGGGUAAUGGAAACCAUGCCAACUUCACGAGUCAUGAGCGACAUGCUGCUACUUCCCACCGGCGACGUCAUUAUCAUCAAUGGCGGCAGAUCAGGCACUGCUGGGUAUGAUUCUGCGAGAGACCCUGUAACUACUCCAGUCAUAUACCGUCCAUCUCAGCACCCUGACUGGCGUUUCUCGACGAUGUCACCAUCAUCAAAGCCAAGAAUGUACCACUCCUCCGCGAUUUUAUUGACGGAUAGUCGUGUUCUAGUGGGUGGCAGCAACCCCCAUCCGGCCUAUAGUUUCACCGGCGUAGUAUUCCCAACUGACUUGAGCUUGGAGGCAUUUUCACCGCCAUACUUAUCAGAAGAGUACGAGUACAUAAGGCCAAGAAUUUUAUCGGCGGACCAGACAUUAGGAUAUCAGAAGACAUUCUCAGUGAGUUUCCAGGUUGACGAGUAUUUAUCAGACACGGUUUUAUCAGUAAGAAUAGUUUCACCUUCUUUCACUACACAUUCAUUUGCUAUGAAUCAGAGGAUGGUGGUGCUGAAGAUGAGUUCCAUCACUCAUCAGUUGUCUGAUUUGCAUACUCUGAAUGCUGUUGGACCAUCAACAGCUGAGAUUGCACCAGCAGGAUACUAUCUGUUGUUUGUGUUACAUGGUAACAUACCUAGUACUGGUGCAUGGGUGAAGAUUGGAUGAUGGAG